CCCACUAUUAUAGAUACGGAAACCAAGACCGUUAAAAUUUUUAUGAAAUUAUAGUUUAUAAUUCGACACGCACAAACAUUCUGUAUAUAUUAUUUAGAGGUAUAUGUGCCUAUAGUAUUUUAUUAUUAAUCACAUUAUACCUAUUAUUUGCAAUGUUAUACUUAUUAUUAUAUGACGUCUAGACACUGGCCCAUAUAAAAAGAAACGUUCACGCCCUGUGGUACCACAGUGCACCAGUAAAGGCUUUCAGCGAUGCAACGCAUAGACACCAUCAACAUGUUCUUGCAAAUGACUGGGUGCACCGACAGCAAGGCAAUGCUUUACUUGACGUACUUCGAAUUUUUGAUCACGUUCUAUUACUUAAUCGCCGCGUACGCGUCGAUCGUGCAUUUCGAACAGAGCGUGACCAUCCAGCUGUUCGCGCUGUUGUGCAUGUUGAUCGAGUGCGUGAUACUGCUGAACAUCACUUUUCGGCUCUACCACAAAAAUCACAUCCGCGAGAUGCACCAGUACUCGAGACGGCUGGGAAUACCGGACAGCUAUCGGUCGGUGAUAAACGUAAUAACGAAAUACCACCUGAUAGCUUCGAACAUUUUUGUCAUUUUCCCGGUCACGUACGUGGUUUUCUGCGAUUCGGUGCGCGUCGGAGACCCUUUCACGUUUCCAUUCUUGGACGUGUUACCGAUGCACAUCGACAAUCUCGUGAUUUACGCGUGCAAAUACUUGGUGUACGCGAUAUCCGUGUACAUAGCACACGUCGAACUCUGUUUUAUAAAUACGACGUUCAUAUAUUACGUGGGCGUUUUGAAACACAGGUUAGAGACCAUUGUACAAACGAUCGGAGAAGCUUUUGCCGACAACGACGAACAAAAGUUUAAAUAUGCGAUCAUUCAACAUCAAAAGUUACUAUCAUAUUUUAAUACAAUGAAAAAAGUAUUUUCAAAACCGAUAUUACUGUCAAUGUCAUUCAAUGCUAUAUAUUUUGGUUUGACUACUUCUUUUGUGAUUCAAGCUAUUCGGGGUUAUAUUAAUCAAGCAAUAAUAUCAAUAUGUAUAGCAAGCAGUGCAGCAGCUGUUAUAAAUAUUACAAUAUAUACUUUUUAUGGAAGUGAGCUUAUGGAUUUACACGAUAAAAUAUUACAUGUUCUUUUUGAUAAUGCAUUUUUUUAUGUAAGCAAAUCGUUUAAAAGCUCUAUUUUAAUAAUGAUAACAAGAGUUACAAUACCGUUAAAAUUUACUGUUGGUUACAUUUUUACAAUCAAUUUAAAUUUACUUCUUAAGGUAAGUGAAUAAAUGAUGUAUUAUAAAAUAAGUUAUAACUUACUAAACUAUGAUUACAUGAUGAUGUUUUCUUUAGAAAAAAAA
Acyrthosiphon pisum (pea aphid) is the source of this 1365-nucleotide messenger RNA. Its product is annotated as odorant receptor 43b-like. Gene Ontology annotation, cellular component: plasma membrane. The record is from RefSeq and is a predicted model, not a curated record. Gene Ontology annotation, biological process: detection of chemical stimulus involved in sensory perception of smell; sensory perception of smell. Gene Ontology annotation, molecular function: odorant binding; olfactory receptor activity. The transcript has 4 exons. NCBI's taxonomy places the organism in Eukaryota, Metazoa, Arthropoda, Insecta, Hemiptera, Aphididae. The coding region runs from base 253 to 1293 and encodes 346 amino acids.